AUGAUGUCCGCCAGGUCAAUUGCCCGCUCGGCACCUCGUGUGGUUAGCCGUAUCGCCGGCUCCUCCAUCCGCCAGUUCACUGUCGCUCGUCCCACCACCCUGCUGAAGCCCACCGUCGCUGCUGCGCUCCGAGCUGCUCAUGCUUCCCCCUUCUCCACGACCACCGGGCUCCGAGCCUCCCGCAGCGAGACCGACGAGGAGCUCUCUGUCAAGCUCGAUAGCGAGAUCCAGAUUGAGGAGGACAUGAAGGCCAAUGAGCAGCAGCCCGCCAGCGUCAAGGACUUCCUUGCCAACACCGCCUUUGAGCUGAUUGACACCCCCGGCCAGGAGGUUGUCAAGCUGGUCCGCACCUUCGGAGAGGAGAAGAUCACCGUCAGCUUCUCCAUCGCCGACAUCACCAACUACGACCCUUACAACGAGGACCCCGCCCUCGAGGACGAGGAGGACUUCAACGAAGACGUGAUCCAGAGCUCCGGCAAGCAGGCUUCCGGCUCCUCCCGCGCCGCCCCCGAGGAGGACCUCGAGGGCGAGGAGGAGGACGACAUCGAGGACGCCGCCGCCCCCAUCAACCUGUCCAUCGUCAUCGAGAAGCCCGGCAAGACCAGCGCCGCCCUCAACAUCGACGCCACCGCCCAGGACGGCGCCAUCGUCGUCGACAACCUCUUCUACUACGAGGACGCCAAGGUCGCCCGCGUCGACAAGCCCGAGGACGCCCAGGCCCGCGCCGACGUCUACCCCGGUCCCCCCUUCGGCUCCCUCGACGAGGACCUCCAGGUCCUCAUGGAGCGCUUCCUCGAGGAGCGGGGGAUCACACAGACCCUCGCCGUCUUCGUCCCCGACUACGUCGACGUCAAGGAGCAGCGCGAGUACCUCCGCUGGCUGAACAACGUCAAGAACUUUGUCGAUGCUUGA
Messenger RNA from Clonostachys rhizophaga, 912 nucleotides. Lineage: Eukaryota; Fungi; Ascomycota; Sordariomycetes; Hypocreales; Bionectriaceae. The record is from the annotation of a GenBank genome assembly.